Molecule: messenger RNA, 2850 nt
Organism: Dibothriocephalus latus
Lineage: Eukaryota; Metazoa; Platyhelminthes; Cestoda; Diphyllobothriidea; Diphyllobothriidae
Source: the annotation of a GenBank genome assembly
AUGCCGUCCAGUGCUGCAGCGGGCCAAGUGCUUGGUUGCAUACCAGCCAUCGACCAGGAUUUGUGUUCAACAGCGGAUACCGACCUUCAGGACUGUCAGGCGGUCGGCUAUGCGCUGGAGGCCCUAUCCGGCCCAUUAGCACUGUUUACAGUUGACCCAGAUGCAUGCAUAUUACGAACCAGGGCACCUCUAAAGGACGCGCGCUUCGACAAACCCAUAGCUGAAGUACGGCUGAUCGCACGAAAUCGCAGAAUAUUUAUGGAAGAUUUUGGGGAAGCCAAAGUUGCUAUAUGGCUGAUAAACGAUACCAAAAGCGCCGAUGUGAGAGGUUCAAAGAAGUGUUCGCUGGGCAACAUGAAAACGUACUCUGAGGUCUUAUUUCUAGGCCUGGCGAACAAAGUUAAAGUUAAUAUUUGUCUUGCGAGAAAGGGCGAGAUGGACCUGACGGUGAACUUGCGUUGUCCACUUGGUAAUGGCUUGCCACAAGGGAUUGCUCGAUACCACGACAAAGAGAACGUCGGAAGCAACCUGGUCUUCAGGGAAAACCAAUUGUGGAGCACACAGGUAACCGAGAAGCAAGCGGUGGUCCAGAUAAAGAAACUACAUGUGAAAGCUACCGGAAAUACAAAGGAGAAUAAACUUACACUCCUAUUCUACUGCUAUGUCAACUUUACUGGGGUUGCACCCAAAAACGCGGUUUUCACGGAGGCCCUGAUUAAAACAGAUUUUGGUGAGGCAAACGUUAGUAAAAAAUGGACUGGUCAGGAGCACUUCUUGUCCCACAAGCUGCUUCAUGAUAGAAUUUAUCUAGAAGACUCCACUAAAGUUAUUUAUGCCAAUGUGGAUCCAAUGUUUGAAUUCAGGCUUCUGCUUACGAAAGCUGCGAAAUAUGUGACCAAGACGGUGAAGUUCAGUAUCAUCUAUGGACUGCCUACGACCGGAGCAGUUGAUAACCUCUCGACACAAAUUGUUAGAAUUAUAAGCGAAUUUCCAUCAGACUUUUCUGGAAAUAGUCUACAGCUGCGAUUUGAGUCGCCUCUGUUCCAUCAAGGACUAUUUAUGAGUCACUUCUUCUACGUUGCUUGUACACGUCCCGUCACAAAUGCCGAGUUUGGAAACCCUAAACGCGUUCUGGGACACGGAAGUAUUACGAUUUUGCUCGGAAAACUAAACGUCUCUGCGAAUGACUCACUGAAGGGCGAAUGUGAAUGGAAGGCAUACUUAACUGUCAAUCAGAGCUCCUCUUGCGGAGAGCCCAUAAAACUGUUCAUGUUAGGCAAGAAUCAUCCACUAGUAGGCGAAACAACUUUUAAUGUGCAGUGCUCUGACCAAGUGUCGAUUGUGGAUGGACCUACUAAAAUUAGCAUAACGGGACCGGAACAUGUGCCUCUCAAUGACACUGCUAUAUUCACCAUAGAAGUGACAAAUAUUUCCUCACCUGACGCUAAUUAUACGCUCUCUUGCGAAAGUGAUCCCGAACUGCCCAUGGCUUUGAACCCGUCGUAUCCCGAAGGAAGCAUUUUCGCCUAUCCCAACCCGUAUUUUUCUAGGGAUCUUUGUGAUCCCAGGCUCCUCUUGGGACGGAUUGUGAUACCAAGUAUGCCAGAAGAAACCAAAGAUGUCAUAUUUAUAGACUAUCAGCUGAAUCUCCUGGGAGGCCAAGCCAAAACUCCAAUACACGCAGGCCAGCCUCUCAUAGUUGCUGUUAGAGCCAUCCUGCCCGGAAAGAGUGCCACGUUUCUCAAUCUAUCCAUCAGCGUGUGGCCGGCUUCUGGGAUGACCCUUUCCAUGCCCUUCAGUGAUGUGUCAUCAGAAGCGCUGAUAAGCCACCACGCAAAUAUGCAAUGCAGUCGAAUUAUAAAUACGGCUAAUAGUGCAACGGCAAUAUUUACACCCGGUGUCCUUCUAAAUCCCAGUUCUGGACGUGAAUGGAUCAUCUUCAACGUCAUUCUUCGUCCGACUUUGGCCUCUGCGAGAGUACCCAAAUCUCAGCCAAUAAAUAUUGACAUCGAUGCAGCUGAAAGUGGACAGCAGCCAUACAGCGUAUCCAGAAAAAUAUGGCUGCAGAGGGAAGGCCAUUUUAGCUUUAAUUACACCUCUUCGAAACCGGACCUGGAAUUGACGCCAAAAUGUGUGUUUCCUAUCUCUUUGCUUAACGGAGAGAUCAAACAGUUUUCGUAUGAACUUCGUAUCGACGUUUACGCCUACAUAGACUGGCUAAGUAUUGCAGUUGAAACUGAUCCGCACGACUUUCAUGAGGAGCCGAUUACCUUGUUGACACUUCACACCCAACGUGGAGGAAACCUCGUGGGCCUUGAACCAGAGUCUUCUGAAGCAAAUGCCUUUAGUCGAUUAGACACAUUUCAAACUAGCGCACUGGAGCAGGUGAUUGGACCAGUUGCAAACUUUGGUUACUAUUAUAAACGCGGCUUGGUACCACCGCCAAACGCCGACAUCAUUCAAAUCGACAUAGAAGUCCAGGGAAGUUAUAGCAAUCCCAACAUCUCGGGCUCCACCGUUGGUGCCACGCUCACUGUCAAUGCUGAUGGGGUUUUGAUACAGAAGAAAAUCAGCUUUUUGCUCACCCCUUCCGCGUCGGAUGAUUUACGUGUAAACACUCGGGCGAAUGUCGACAAGCAUACAGACGAACAUGGGGAAAAAAGCAUCAUGUGUAAGAUUGAGGCAGAAUUGGCGGAAACCUCGAAGAAGCAGUGUCAACAAAUGAACCUCUGGCUGCUGCAUGGAGAAUUACUUAAUUUUACUGCAAAUGCUCUAGCAAACUCAUAUUCGAUAGAACAAAAGGAAAGAGGGAUUAUUGGUCGCGGUGUGACCUUACUGGCUGUAAGUUGA